AUGUCUUUCCAAUCUCCAAAUGAUUCAGAUGAUUCUGAGGUAUCACUUCAUUCAGAUGCCUCAGAUUCAUCUAAGACCCACAAACAGAAGAAAAAGAGAUCUGCACUCAAAGAAUAUUUUUCAAAGCAGAUUGAGUCGACAAGUUGGGAUCAGGGUAGAACUUCACCACAGAAUAAAUCUUAUUCAGAAAGUUUAUUUCGAAAGAGAUUUAAAAAGCUAAUUCAUAAGAAUGAAGUUAUACAGAGUCCAGCUGUAUCAUUUAAAAAUGCAACAAAUCAUUCUGGUAGUGAUGAUGAGAACUCCGUUCAAACUAUCUUCCCAGAGAAGUUACAGCCGUCUCAAGACAAAUCAGAUGAUAAUAUAAAUGUUGUGUUAAACAGAAAAGAAUCAAAAAGUGAUGAUGAUGAUGAACCAGAGGAUAUUGAACCAGCAAUCGAUGCAUUGGAUGAAAUUCAUCCCAUUUUAGGUCAAACUGCAUCAACAAAUUUAAUUUCAAAUAUUUCUUCAAACCAUUCUAGUGUAGUAAAUAAUUCAAGAACUCAAUAUUCAUGGAAUUAUACCAGUAUUUUUCUUAUGAUAUUAUUAUCUUUGAUAAUUAUUAGUGCAUUUUUUGGUGCUCCAUUAUAUUUUAUUACAUUAAUCAUUGGUAUAAUGAUUCCUAUUUGUACGAAUAUGAUUUUCAAAAAAGUUAUAGAUUUCAUUAAAAAGAAACUUUAUAUACAAGGAAGUGGUCCUGAGAAGACUGAAUUUAUUUUGCCAAAAUAUAAUGAAAUGAACAUUCUGGAAGUUCCUUCAGUUGAAGAAUAUCAAGUGCCAAAAACAUAUGAGGGUUGGAUUAAUCUAUAUCCUCACUUUUCUUACGACCCAGAAACCUACCAUUUAUCAGAUACUAUUCCAGUAUAUGUAAAGAUCAAAGGUAAACAUUUGAUUGUAUAUUACACUAAAAAUCAUGUAGCUAGACGAACAACUUAUAAUGAGCCUGAAUUGAAGUUAAACAUAACAUCAAGUGUAGUUUAUAAUUUAAAUAAUGCGAAAGUGUCUCUUCUUCCUGAUGGGCUAGCAAAAAUUCGACAUUGGAGCAAAAAAUAUCCUAUAUGUAUAGAAAUUGAGAACACAACUGUAAAGAAUGAUGAUGUUUUUACUAACGAAGAUUUUUCAUUGGAUAAUACUAUAACUAAUUUAGAGAAAGAUGACUGCAGUGAUUCUACAACAACUAAUACCUUUCAUGAUAACACACAAGAAGAUGAAUUUAAAGAUGUUGAAGAUUAUGAAGAAAAUACAUGUGCUAGAAAUUCAGUGUCAUCUUUAGGUGAAGAUAUAGAAACCAAUUCAGAUAAUUCACAUUUAAAAGAAGAUAGACAAAGGCUGUUGUUAUUUGCUCGUGCCAAUCGAGAGAAAUAUGACUGGUAUUUGCGAAUACUCUCCACAAUAAAAUUACUUUCUGUGAAAAAUAAUGAUAAGGAAUCAAAUGUCAAGUGUUCAGAUGAUCGAGCAUCAGGAAGUGAGUCAAGCCAAGAUGAAACAAAGCAAAUAGAAAAGAAAGAAAGUAGUCAAAAUAACAAUAUCGGAACCAGUGAUGUGGAUUCUAUAUCUACAAAUAGUAAAUCUGGUGACUUUGAGAAUGUUAUAGCAGAAGAUGCAUCCAAAAACAAUGUAUCUCUAAUGGGUGACCAACAAUAUUUGAAAUACAUGGGUUAUUUUCUACAUGGAGACCAUAAAGAUGAUACAAGUGAAAUUAGCAGAGAUUUUAAUCUAUCGAUAUCUAAAGAUGUUCUCUGGUUUAAUGUAUUAGCUGGAAGAGUGCUUUUGGGUAUUUUAAAUGAUCCUGGGUGGAUUAUGAAGAUUCAAGAACGAAUCCAAAAAAAACUUUCUACAAUUAAGUUGCCUUAUUAUAUAGAUGAGCUGGAAUGUUCAGAACUUAGUUUAGGCGAAACACCACCAAAGAUACACCGUGCUUCUAAGCCCGUUAUGAAUGAAAGAGGUUUAUGGGUUGAUUUAGAUGUCACGUAUGAAGGUCUAGUCACUCUAGUCUUAUCUACAAAAUUAAAUCUCAUGAAGUUAAAAAAAAUUAAUGCAGCAGACACUGUGGAUACUAAUGAUCCAUGUCAAAGUUCUAAAUUUCAAAAUCAGAAAGCAUCUGCAAUUUACAAUAGUGAUCUAGAAGAUAGUGCAGAUAGUUCAACAUCUGAUGAUCAAGUUCAAGAUACAAAUUCAGAUAAAACAUUUUCAUUAGGUUCUAUAUCCCCAACACCCAGAAAGCAAAAUAACAAAAGCUUUUUAAAAGUUGUUGAUCAAGUUGCUGCCUCAAAGUUUUUCCAACAGGCAACAGAAAAUAAAUUCGUGAAAAAGGCUUUAGUUGCUGUAAGCAAUAGUCAGUUACGUUUACAAGUAGAUUUUCGUGGACUAAUUGGGGAAUUAGUUCUGAAUAUUCCAAAUCCGCCUUCGGAUAGAUUGUGGUUUGGUUUUCGGAAACCCCCACGCAUUUGGCUGACUGUUCAUCCAGCAUUCGGUGAGAGAAAUGUAAAUUUCACGUACGUGACGAACUGGAUAGAGAAAAAAAUUUGUCAAGAAAUUGUUAAAAAUUUAGUACUUCCCAACAUGGAGGACCUAAUUAUUCCUAUCCUCUUACCCCAGACGUAGUUGCUAAAAUGAACUUUAAAAUAAAUGAUAACGUUAUGGAAGUUGCAUUUAUGUUAUUUUGUUAAUAAUGUUUGUUCAACUCCUUAUGCAUAAUGUUAUCUUUCAUAAUUUUUAUGCUCAUCAGUACAAUGUUUCGUUAUAUUUUAAUAACGUUAUUUUAUUUUGAAUCUACUAAAUAACUUUUAA
This is a messenger RNA of Ctenocephalides felis (cat flea), 2826 nucleotides long. RefSeq names its product testis-expressed protein 2-like. Gene Ontology annotation, cellular component: endoplasmic reticulum. The coding region runs from base 1 to 2640 and encodes 879 amino acids. The record is from RefSeq and is a predicted model, not a curated record. The transcript has 15 exons. Lineage: Eukaryota; Metazoa; Arthropoda; Insecta; Siphonaptera; Pulicidae. Gene Ontology annotation, molecular function: lipid binding.